Annulohypoxylon truncatum is the source of this 2239-nucleotide messenger RNA. Its product is annotated as glycoside hydrolase family 43 protein. Gene Ontology annotation, molecular function: hydrolase activity, hydrolyzing O-glycosyl compounds. Lineage: Eukaryota; Fungi; Ascomycota; Sordariomycetes; Xylariales; Hypoxylaceae. Gene Ontology annotation, biological process: carbohydrate metabolic process. The record is from RefSeq and is a predicted model, not a curated record. The coding region runs from base 43 to 1815 and encodes 590 amino acids. The transcript has 11 exons.
GGUAUACGGUGUUGAUGUAAACGCUUAACAAGUUUUUUCAUAAUGGCACCUACGAUGACAGCCGCAGUGGUGUGUCUCGUUGCUAUGUUCGCCUCUUUCACAGUGGGAACUAAGUCGUAUUCUCAUAAUUCGACAUACUACAACCCCAUACUGCCAGGUUUUCAUCCAGAUCCGAGCUGCAUAUUUGUAAAGGAAUGGGACAACACUUUUUUCUGUGCAUCUUCGAGCUUUAACGCUUUUCCUGGCAUCCCCUUGCAUGCGAGCAGGGAUCUACAAAACUGGAAACUUAUUGGACAUGUAUUAAAUCGCCGAGAGCAACUUCCUCGCCUCGCGGAAACUAAUAGGUCAACGAGUGGUAUCUGGGCGCCGACACUGAGAUUUCACGACGAAACAUUCUGGCUGGUGACGACGCUGGUCGAUGAUGACAGAACAGCGGAUGAUGCAUCACGAUGGGAUAAUGUGAUAUUUCAGUCAAAUAACCCGUUUGAUCCUUCUGCUUGGACCGAAGCAAUACAUUUCGAUUUUGAAGGCUAUGAUACCUCGCCACUAUGGGAUCUUGACGGGAAGACAUAUAUUGUCGGCGCGCAUGCUUGGCAAGUUUUUCCGGGUAUCCUCUUAGCUGAAACCAACCUAGAGACUGGCGAAGCAGGCGAAUGGGAAGUUAUAUGGAAUGGUACUGGGGGGACUGCUCCGGAAGGGCCCCAUAUAUAUCUUAAGGACGGGUGGUAUUAUUUACUAGCCGCUGAAGGGGGUACGGGAUUAGAGCAUAUGGUUACGAUGGCAAGGUCUAACAGUAUUCAUGGACCUUACGAAGCUAAUCCUGGAAAUCCCGUCCUCACCAAUGCCAAUACAACCAACUAUUUCCAAACUGUUGGCCAUGCAGACCUGUUCCAAGAUUCCACAAGUAACUGGUGGGGUGUUGCACUCUCAACGAGGUCGGGUCCUGAGUACAUAAACUACCCCAUGGGAAGAGAGACUGUAAUGGUGCCAGUCAGGUGGAGCGAUGGUCAAUUUCCGAUUUGGACUCCCUUGAAUGGUGAAAUGAGCGGAUGGGAAUUGCCCCAAGAAACUGCAGUUGUUAAAGGGUCGGGGCCAAUCAUCACCGAAGGAGACGUUGUCAACUUUGAACCAGGAUCAUCACUUCCAGCGCAUUUCACAUAUUGGCGGUUUCCAAACCCUGAAUCGUAUACAGUGUCCCCUCCAGAUCAUCCAAAUACGCUGAGACUAAACCCGUCGAAGUUAAACCUCACAGCACUAAACGGUAACUAUGCUGGUCCCGACGGUCAGACAUUCGUUGGUCGACGCCAACAAGACACACUGUUCACGUAUAGUGUCGACCUCGACUAUGCUCCCACUUCUCGAGAAGAGGAGGCAGGGGUUUCAAUCUUUCUAACACAGAAUCACCACCUAGAUCUAGGCGUCGUCCUACUUCCAGCCAACGAGAGUACUACAUCACUCGCAGAUGCAGGCUAUCCAACGAAUUCUUCAGAGCUGAUCCCUCAACUAAGAUUUCGCGGUAUUUCCUAUGUACCUGUGCCAGAUGACAUUACGUUUCCGAUUCCCGAAGUCUGGUCCAAUAAACCGCUGAGGUUGGAGAUCAAGGCUCAUAACAUGACCCAUUAUUCCAUGUCCGCAGGGCCUGCAGAUGCGCUUUCAGAAAUGCGGACCAUUCUGGACGUAUCGAAUGCGCCCGUCAGCUGGGGAUUUACAGGUGUUAUUCUCGGUGUUUACUGUACGAACAAUGGCUAUGAAGGAAACACGCCGGCGUAUUUCUCCAAAUGGAGAUAUAUUCCGCAAGGGCAAUUCAGGAAUUGACUUCUCAUAGCGAUUAAGGACCAGUGAUACCAAUUCUACUUGUACCAAGAUUUUCCAUCUGCUAGCUACCUAUAUCCUAACCCAAUCCAUUGUCUACGGCGUAUUUCCAUAUAAAUUUCAAGUUGGAUAUUCGUCGCAAGAUUCGUCACCAUAAGUUAGGUGCUUAUUUAGAACAAGAUCCUUGAGUUGAAUGAACUCGGAAUCCUGUUUCCGAAAACGCUGUUGUGCUGGCAUCAGCAGCCCAACCAUAGCCUGUCAUAUCGACUAAUGCAUCAUCGAUGUUGGCAUUCAAUGGCUGCUGUGUAUCAUUCCAUAUAGUUGUUUCGAAAGAAUCGAAUAUGACAUCGUCAAACUGUGGAAGGGUAUCGGAGUCCGAUCCAAUCCUCUCAAUAAAAGCAUAGGCAGCACCGCGACCGUUGCAGAC